CUGAAUUCUACUGUACUAAACAUUACCAGUUCCAUCGAGAUGAAACCAGACGGAGAUGAAUGCCCGCAUUGCUGGUCCCGAUCCUCUACCGUGCCCAUUCAUCAACGCCGCCGUCGACCACCACAUCCUAUCAUCAAUCCGGUGGCGCUUAUCCUACUCAUUCCAAUCGUUGCACUUCUGGUCAUAUUCUUCCUGCUUCCCCCCUUUCUGUCCCAUACACAAAACCUUCUUAGGCCCAAUUCCGUAAAGAAGAGCUGGGAUUCGCUUAAUGUAUUGCUGGUGAUUUUUGCUAUUAUUUGUGGCGUUUUUGCUAGAAGAAAGGAUGACGUAUCGGCGGCCGUUGAGAGGGACGUUUCCCCGGCUCCAUAUUCCCGUCGGAGAGUUUACGAUACCAGUCGGACUGGAGUACCGGAGACUGGCCGGCUGCUGAGGACCAGCUCGUAUCCAGAUCUGAGGCAAGUGCCGGCUACGGAAACUGACGAGAACCGGUACCGGUUUUACGAUGAUUUUGAGGUGAAUCGGUAUGGAUCGAAGGCGGCGGAGUUUGAUCGCCACCGUCCACGUCGGAGUGAAAUGGAGACAGAGGCGAAUGAUAUCAAAGUGAUUCCUGAAGAUACAGAUGGAAUUCGGAAUCCUCCGCCUCCGCUUGCCUCCCCAUCGACGCCGGCGCCACCUCCAUUGCCGCAACAGCCGUCAUCAUCGCGGACAAAGUUAAAUCGGAGAAGAUCCUUACAUAGUGUUCCGCGGAAGGAAAAUGUUGAAAGGCAGAGUAAUGUAAGAGCAUCGGAGUUUGUUGACUGGCGGUCCCCACCACCACCACCGCCACCGCCGGCUGCGACCGCGCAUUCUUCGUUAAGAUCAAUGGAAGACACCCCGAAACUUCAGAGGAAGAAGAGCGGAACGAAGAAGGAAAUCACCACAGCUAUAGCUUCCCUAUACAAUCAGACGAAAAGGAAGAGGAGAACGAAACCUAGAAGCGAGAGCACAUCUGAUCACUCACCGCCGUCUGAUUCUCCUCUGCAACCACAAACCCCUCCUCCACCUCCGCCUCCCCCGCCAUCUAAGGGAUUCCAAAACCCCUUCAAAAAAAGUAGCAAAAGUAAACGCGUGCAUUCUGAUUCUCCCAUGGCUGUGCCGUCGCAACCUCCUGUUCCGCCGCCGCUGCCACCAAAUUCAAUUUUCAACAAUUUUUUCAAAACAAGCAGCACAAGCAAACGGUGCAAUCAAUCACCAUUAACUACUCCUCCACCUCCUCCGCCCCCGCCACCACAUUCUUCUCUAAUGAAAAAUGGAAAUCAAAGCAGACGAGCCAAACCUGUAAGCCGAACAUCUGCAACUCCUCCGCCUCCACCGCCUCGUCCACCGCCAUCAAAUUCUUCAUCAAGUCGCAAAAAACCAUCCGUAGCCGUAAAACCGCCAAUGUCAGAUACGACAACGAUAAACCACACCGAUGAUAAUUUGAAUAGCGGCGGGCAGUCUCCACUAAUACCAAUGCCUCCACCGCCACCUCCGCCGCCGUUUAGAAUGAGGGAAAUGAAAUUCGUCGCUCGCGGGGACUUUGUUCGGAUCCGGAGUGGCCACAGCUCUUGGUGUAGUUCACCGGAGAUUGAAGACUGCGAUUUGAUGUCAAUGAAAUCGGAGCAAACCGAUGGGGAGGAUGUGAUUGGGCCAGCAGUGUAUUGCCCGAGCCCGGAUGUUAAUUCGAAAGCGGAAAGCUUUAUUGCUCGGCUCAGAGAUGAAUGGCGGUUGGAGAAGAUGAAUUCUUUGCGGGAACACCGAAAGUUGGGCUGAGUGACAGAGCUGAUUGUAGGUCCAAUAACAAAAGCUUCUGCUUCUUUUCACAUUGGGCCAUGGUCCAUUUCCGUAUUUCAGCCUAAGUUCUCUUUCUUUUUCACUUUUGUUUUUCCCAGCCUUUAUUUUUUAAUUUUAGACCUUGUUAAUAUUCAGCGAGAGAGUGAAAAUAGGGACUGAUUUACUUUGGUUACAUAUAUUAAAACAUUUCUUUUUUUGUUUGGUGAGUUUCAUUUGAUCUAGCGAG
Molecule: messenger RNA, 2038 nt
Organism: Cuscuta epithymum
Lineage: Eukaryota; Viridiplantae; Streptophyta; Magnoliopsida; Solanales; Convolvulaceae
Source: the annotation of a GenBank genome assembly